This is a messenger RNA of Ectocarpus siliculosus, 5268 nucleotides long. Lineage: Eukaryota; Phaeophyceae; Ectocarpales; Ectocarpaceae. The record is from the annotation of a GenBank genome assembly.
AUGCUGGCGAUCUCACUCUACCUGCAGCAGCAACGUCGGGCGGCGGCAGCGGCGGCGGCGACGCCCGCAGCGAGCAACAGCCCAGUGGGCAGCUACAUCCCAUCGCCCAGCAGCGGGGGUCUGAGCGGGGCGAUCGGGGGGGCGAUCGUUGGCGGCGUCGCGUCGGCGGCGGCUACCGCCGCCAACGUCGCCACGGCAGCCGGGGCCGCCGGCGUGCGCGACCUGUCCUGGCAGGGGGCCGGGACGGCGCCGGCGGCCGGCUCAGCGGCGGCCGCCGGCGGGGCGUUAUCGCCCGCCGUGUCCUCUCCCAGGGCCGGAGGACAGCAACAACAGCAGCCGCACGCAAGCGGUGCCCCGAACAGCGGCAGCGGCGGCGGUAGCGCUAUCGCUUUGAACCCCUCCGCGCUCUUGGGCCGCGGGAGGGAGGCCGACGCCGCCUUUGCCUCCGCGCUAGAGGCUUACCAGCGUCGCGCUUCGGAGGACUCCGCCGCGGCGGCGGCAGGCUACGGCGGGAGAGGCGGCGGCGGCGCUGCUGCUUCCUCGCCCCCGGCGGCGAGGCUCGGCGCGCGCGCGGCCCUGCUGUACGCGGACGUCGCCGCCGCAGCUGCGGAGGAUCUUGCGGAUCGCGCCGGUCCGCGGAGCGGUCUUGCCGGUGCUGGGGAGGAGCUCCAGGCACAAGCCGAGGAAGCUCUCCUCAACGCCUCCGUCUUGGAAACCCCGCUGUGCGCGGCGGUGCUGCUGGAGGUGUCCGCCAACCGCUGCCGGGAAGCCGGGCGGUUGAGACGCGCCGCCUUCCGACUCAUUCAGGCGGGCCACAUGUACAAGACCUUCGCGAAGGACAGCGGAGAGGCCUACCGACAGCAGCAACAGCAGCAGCAGGGCGGCUCGGCGGCCGCGGCGAUCUCGAUUGCUUCGCCGAAGUUCGUGGGCAUGCACGCCGCUCGUUGCUUCCUCGGGUCGCUGUCGGGGUACUCGGGCAGCGGCUGGCUCGCGGCGGAGGAAUACGCCUGUACCGUGCUCCCAACUGAGCUCCGCGCUCUCCAGCGACCGGUAGCGGCCUUGCAGCUGUACGUCAGGCUCGUGUCGGCUGCGGGUGCGAGGAGAGAGGGCCGAAACGCGGCCAUCGCAGGCGGCGGCAGCAGCGGCGCGCUGGCCGGGUCGUCGACACACUCUCAGCAGCAGCAGCAGCAGAAACGAGCGGCGAGGGAGGCUAGCUUGAUGGUGACGUUCGAGGACCUCUGCUGGAGGUACCCCGACGCUGCGAGGGUCGCUGCUAGGGCGUGGGAGAGGGGCCGCGAGACAAGCAAGCUGGACAUGUCAUUCUUCCCGAUCACCGACCGGGCGAGAGGUCCUCCGCCUCCCUCGCGAAAAGCGCCUGCCGCAGCGCCAACAGCAACACCAAACUCGCCGCACAGCAACGCCGAUCUCCUCGGAAUAGACUUCGACAGCAGCGGCGAAGCCGAAGCCGAAGAAGAAGCUUCGGGGGAUGGCGGCGGGUUGGGAGGGGGUCUCGUGACUGCGGGAGUCGGGGAAGGGGUAGUGUUCGAGGAGCUCGCGCUGCCGGGGGUGGUGCACGAGGAGACCCGCCCGGUGGACACAGAAAACGCCUCCGUCGAGGCAUCCGUCAAGGUUACCGAUGGCGCGAGCUGGGCUCAAGACAUGGCCGACGCCCUGAAGGCCGAGCUAGCUGCGGCGGACGCCGUGAGGGCCGGGGAGGGGCCCUGGCUGACGCUCUCUGCGUCGUACGGGCACAAGGCCGGCACGCUGUCCUCCUCCUCUCGAGAACCCUCGUCCUCCAGCGCCAAGAAACCGUCCCACCUACCGCCGCCGCCGCGCUCCGCCCCCGUUGGAGAGCCGGUGACGGUGCUGGUGAUGCUCGAGAACCUCCUCGCUGUACCGGUGACCGUGGAGGACUUGCAGCUGGUGCUCACCGCGCCCGCCGCCGCAGGCGAGGGGCAAGAGGAGGAGGAGGUCGCGUGCAUGGCUCUCGACGAGGAGGAGUUCCAGAAAACGUACUCCCCCAAGCCUGCGACGGGCGAGGAGGCGCUGAUGGACAUGCUGGCGUCGUCCCCUCCCACACCGGCUACCGCUGCUGCGGCUGCCACUGAUGCCACGGCGGCGGCGGUUGCGAUCGAGCGGCGCCGCGCGACGGUCCCGCCGGGAGAGCGCCUGCCCGUGCUCCUCAAGUUCUGCGCGCUCCGUCCCGCCACCGCCGCGCUCACCGUCUCCUCCGUGCGGUGGACGGUUUUCCAGUGGAACGGAGGCAAGGAGGCCGGGGGGACGGGAGAGGCUUGUCCCCGUGUUUGGGUGUCGCACCGGUUGGAGGGCAGGGGGAAGCUUCUCCACGCCACGCUGGAGCAACGGGCCGCGAAGGCUCGAGCGCCGGCUCCACCACCGCGGUUUGAGGCCACGGGAUCGAUGCCGUGGCUGGGCUGUUCGCUGGAAGGGGUUCCGCCGACGCUGUUGCAGGGGGAGGUGGUCCGGGCUACGCUCAACGUCACCAACAGGGGCAGGGCGCCGGCGGGACACCUGUGUCUCAAGACCAACCUACCGUGGGUGGCGUUCGAAGAGCCUUCCACCGCGACUAUUGGUGGGGAUGAGGCGUCGGCAACAGGCGGGGGGGCUACAGGGGGUGCGGUGGGGGCAUCGGGGACAACUCUUGCUCCUCCGGUCGGGGUCAUCAUGCCGGGGCAAAGCGUUGCGCUCCCCCUCUGGGUGAGGGGAAGGGGCGGCGGGCGACAGACGGUCCGGAUGAUCGUCCGGUACAAGAGGGCUCCCCCUUCGUCAUCGUCAUCGCCAUCAUCAGCGGAAGGCGGUGGUGGGGAGCGGGACGGGGAAUGGGGCGUGGUGUCCCCCAGCAGUGACAAGCUGUUCAGGUUAGAGCGCCACGCCCCCGUGUCCUUGGAGAUGUGCGUGCUGCCGAGCCUGUCGGUCGCGGCUUCCGUCCUCCCGAGCUACUCUCGCCGGGGGGAAUACGUGCUGUCCCUGGAAGCCACCAACUACCGCAGCAAUGGGGACGAGGCGCAAGGGAACAGGCACCUCCGCAUUCACAAGGUGUGUGCGAUAAGCCGGUGCUGGAGAAUGGAGCCCCUGGCAGGAGUUCCAUCGAAGGAGGAAGGCGGUGUCGGCGCGGGGGCGGGUGGUUCGGACGAAGGCGGUACGAUCGUGCAUUGGCAGGAGAGGAUCACGCUCCACUACCGACUCUUUCCGGUCGAGGGCGGCGAUGUAAUCGAUGGCGAAGAAGCCCCUUCGGUGCGGCAUAACGACUGCACCUUGGGGGGCACCGGCACGACGACGGCUGAUUGGCCUGGUAGCGAGGACUCCCCCCACCUCCCCCUCCUCUGUUUGGAGCAGGCGGCCAGCAACUACUACCAGGCGUGCCGCAAGCACCGGCAGCAGAAGUUGGCGGAGGAGGCUGCUGCCGCAGAUGAACAGCCUAGAACUAUCCAGGGGGUCCGGAAGGAGAGGGAGAGGGAGAACGCUAUCGAGGCUCUGAAGAAGGAGGAGGAAGACGAGGAGAGGAGGUGGCGCACGCAGAGGCGGGCACACCCGACGUCGCCGGACGCUCUCUGCGCUCCCGACGUGUCUCUCGUGCACCUCAUGGUCCUGUGGGGACUAGAUGGGAGCGGAGACGCCCCUGCUCGCGUGGGGCAGCAUCAUGUCCGCAGUCUGGUCAUUCGGCCGGAGAGAGUCGACAGGCAGUGCCCGCUGGUGCUUACGGUCAAGUACCCUUCGGAAGUGACCUGGGACGGGAGUAGCCACGUUGGCGCAGGGGAGGAGGGUCCCCGCGGAUGUGACGCGGAGGUGACGGUGUGCGCGACCAACCGGCUAGCGGGCCCCCGGGAGAACGCCAAGGUCAACUUCACCUUCGAGGUGCGCGCAGACGACGGUCCGAGGCGACUAUCAACCGUUCCCGGUGCACCGCCCCCCCAGGCGUCCGGGGGGGGAGGCCAGGGAACCAGCAACAAGAGGCCACCACGCAACCGUUUCGUGUGGCUAGGGCCGACGAGGCGGAGGGUUGUCGGACUUGGGCCUGGGGAGGCGACGACGAUACCGCUGAAGGUCCGGUUUCUGCGACCAGGAGUUUUCGACCUCAACCGCUUCCGCUUUGUGGUAGAGUUCGCGCCGGCCGCCGCCGCGUCUGGCAAAGGCAAGCCUGCCACUGCGUUGCCACCAUCGAUCCCGAACACACAACAGCAGCGAAGAGACUCGUCUUCGUCUCAGCAGGGCAGGGUGACGUUCGUGUUCCCAGCUCAGUACCUUGUUACUGUUGCGCCGUCGCCGCCGCUUCCGCGACCUUCAUCGGCGGUCAAGACUAACAAAGCGUUGGUGGGGGCGGGAGGCGGCAUGUCCCCUGGCUCGCCAGCUCUGGAGGAAAUCCUCGUCGCAUGAUACACGGGGUUUCCUUGCUUACGCAUGUUUCCUGAGAUUCCUUGUGGCUAUCGAAGCUAGAGAAGUCCGGCGUUCGAAGGUGCCCUUGCUUGCCAAAUAAUUUAUGUGUUCGAGGAAGGUUUUCUUUUUUGUUGCCCUAUCGACCCUGCACUCCCACUGUCGGCGUCACGUGUGUCCUCGACGCGUUGUUUUCUGGAGCACGUGAGAGAAUUUCGUUGCAAAUUUUCUUGUUUCUGUUUUUUGAUGUUGCAGCAGUGAUUCGGUGCUGUUGCCGUAUGCUUGCUGUCCUUCCCGUCUCUUGGUAGGUGGAUGCGAAGAACUAGGUUCUCUUAGGCAUGUUUGAUUUCCGUUACAUUUGUUUUUAUAUCAAGCGGCGUCUUGCGCUGGCAGUUUCUCUCACUGCAAUGGGAGAAUUCACGUAUUGUUUCCUGAUGUACAUGUUUCUGAUCGCACAAAUGUAGCUAACCCUCGCCCUAACUAACUCGCCGAGGUGGUGCUGGAGUUGACUGCGUGAAGUCCUUUUCAACCGAAGUCAGAAGGCAGUGCGCUGUGUCGAUAGCUAGCCCUAGCUUGCGUUGUCGUGAACCUGGACGCUGAUACUGCUGCCUUAUUUUCUGGAGGUUGAUACUGCUGCCUUCUUUUCUUGCCUCGAACUCUUGGGUCACGCACCAUUGCUGCCUACGCCUUCCACGAGACGGUGCGUAUUAUUGUUCAGUUGAUAUGGGAGUCGUUGUCUCUCCGGGACUUGUCUUGGGUUUCAUUGUUUUCGAGACGGCGUGAGUCUCUGAUCUUCCGGGGUAGGAUGUGUAGGGCUGAGGCCAGAUACGUCUGCCUACGCAUUUCGUUUGGAGUGAGAAUGAUAUGAUGUUCACAGGU